This is a messenger RNA of Gossypium raimondii (Peruvian cotton), 3438 nucleotides long. RefSeq names its product probable LRR receptor-like serine/threonine-protein kinase At3g47570. Gene Ontology annotation, molecular function: ATP binding; protein binding; protein kinase activity. The transcript is spliced from 4 exons. The record is from RefSeq and is a predicted model, not a curated record. NCBI's taxonomy places the organism in Eukaryota, Viridiplantae, Streptophyta, Magnoliopsida, Malvales, Malvaceae. Gene Ontology annotation, biological process: protein phosphorylation. The coding region runs from base 159 to 3266 and encodes 1035 amino acids.
AAGAAAAUCGGAGGCAUGUGAUGUGAUUUUCAAAGCUGGAAAACAUGAACCAAUUGACAGGAGAUACCAGAGUUUGAAGCCUACUUAUAUUGCAUGCUAGUUCUUGUUGAUGAACCAAGCACUCUCAAAACAAAUCAAUCUCAUCACGAUUCAAGUUGAUGGAGCUAUCAAAAAAGCAUUUUGAAGCAUGCUGCUCUUUUUUCCUUGUUUUCUUUUUACAGCAAGUUUUCUCAAAAACUCCAACAGCCCUUCUAGUUAGAGGAAAUGACACUGAUCAACAAGCAUUACUCCAGUUCAAAGCCAAGAUAACUGAUGAUCAGCUUAGGGUCAUGGAGUCCUGGAAUAGUUCCAUUCACUUCUGUCAGUGGCAUGGUGUUACAUGCGGUCACAAGCAUCAGAGGGUCAACAAGUUGAAACUGCAAUUCCUGAAACUCUCGGGAUCUCUAUCACCAUUCAUUGGAAAUUUGAGCUUCCUUAAGGAGUUGAAUCUUUCGGGCAAUAGCUUCUACAACCAGAUUCCUCAGGAGGUUGGUCAUUUAAGGAGACUGGAAAUAUUAGAUCUGACUAGCAACUCCAUAAGCGGUGAAAUUCCUCCCAAUUUAUCUUCUUGUUCUAAGCUCAAAAUAGUUCGUAUGGGAAGCAACCAACUAACAGGAGAAAUACCUUCUUUUCUGGGUUUCUUGUCAAACUUGAAAGUCUUGAGUUUUUACAACAACAGUUUGAGAGGGAGUAUCCCACCUUCAUUGGGUAAUUUGUCAUCCUUGGAGGAACUUGCCUUGACAUAUAAUGCAUUAGAUGGGAUUAUACCUGAAACUCUAGGACGGCUAACAAAUCUUUCAAUUUUUUUGGCGGCAGCAAAUGCAAUUUCUGGUACGCUUCCUGUUGCAAUGUUCAAUCUUUCCAAUAUUAGGUUCUUUGAUAUUGGUGAAAAUAAGAUUCAAUGUACUCUUUAUACUGACUUAGCGAUCACUAUGCCAUAUGUUGAGUUCUUUUCUGUAAGGGGAAAUAAAAUCUCCGGACAAAUCCCGAUUUCAAUAACCAAUGCCUCAAAUCUACACGUACUUCAAUUUAAUGAUAAUAGACUUAGUGGAAAGGUGCCUUCCUUGGAGAAGUUGGAUAAACUAUCUACGCUUCAACUUGCCGUUAACGGUUUGGGACAUGGGAGAGAAGGUGACUUGACCUUUCUCUGCACUUUAGUCAAUAAUACCAAAUUAGAAUUUCUAUUUAUUAGUGACAAUAAUUUUGGAGGGGUAUUUCCUAAAUGCGUCAGCAAUUUUUCCAACACCCUUUUACGGUUAGAAAUAGACGAGAACAAAAUAAUGGGAAGAAUCCCAGAUGGGAUUGGUAAUCUCGUCAAUUUGGAGGUAUUAUUUGCAUCAGAAAACCAAAUGUCUGGUCCCAUACCAUUUGAGAUUGGGAGGCUUCAAAAGCUAAACAAAUUUUUCGCUCAUAUUAAUUUUCUCUCUGGGACUAUUCCCCAUUCUAUUGGAAAUUUAUCGGCGUUAACAAUAGUUGGUUUAGAUUUUAACAAUCUCCAGGGCAACAUUCCUCCAAGUAUAGGCAAAUGCCAGAGUUUGCUUGAACUGACUGUUUCUUAUAAUAAUCUUAGUGGACCUAUACCCCCUCAAUUACUUGGGGUCUCAUCCAUGUCCAUAAUUCUGGACUUAUCGUCAAACCAUUUGACUGGUGAGCUUCCUGUUGCAGUAGAAAAUUUGAAAAAUCUAGGUCAACUCUAUGUUUCUCAAAAUAGGUUAUCCGGUUUGCUUCCAAAAACCCUUGGUAGUUGUGUAAGUCUAGAGAAACUGUAUUUGGAUGGAAAUCUUUUUGAAGGACCCAUUCCUUCAUCUUUGAGUUCACUGAGAGGACUUGAGGCAUUAGACGUAUCCAACAAUAAUCUUUCAGGGGAGGUUCCAGAAUUUCUUGUCAGAUUUGGGGCUUUACGGUAUUUAAAUCUCUCUUUCAAUAAUUUUGAAGGAGUGAUACCUAGUGGAGGAGUCUUUAAGAAUGGUAGUGCUACAUUUGUUGAGGGAAACAGUAAGCUUUGCGGAGGCGUCCCCGAGUUACACUUGUUAAUAUGUAACUCGAAAACAUCAUCAAGCAAUUCUCUUAGAUUAAAAGUUGCAAUUAUUGUUGUGACUUUAGGAGUGACUUUGGUUUUUACUUGUCUCCUCAUCUUGUGGUUUAGAAAGAAGAAAGAGCAGUCAACGACAACUUGUGUAGAAAGUUCUCUUUUACAAUUAUCAUACCAAAGCAUCGUAAGGGCUACGGAUGGAUUCUCCACGCAGAAUUUGGUUGGUUCAGGAAGCUUUGGUUCUGUAUACAAAGGAGUUCUUGAAGCUAGUGGAGCUGUUAUUGCAGUAAAGGUGCUUAAUCUUCUGAAUCGUGGAGCUUCCAGGAGUUUCCUGGCUGAAUGCGAGGCCUUGAAGAACAUUCGACAUCGAAAUCUUGUCAAGGUACUAACAGCUACUUCAGGAGUCAAUUACCAAGGCAAUGAUUUUAAAGCCUUGGUUUAUGAGUUCAUGGAAAAUGGAAGCUUGGAGGACUGGUUGCAUCCACUUAUUGGCAUGAAUGAACCAGAGACGGCGAGAAACCUAAACUUCUUCCAAAGAGUAAGUGUGGCCAUAGAUGUUGCUCAUGCACUCGAAUAUCUGCACCAUCAUUGUGAAGAACCAAUCAUUCACUGUGACCUCAAGCCAAGCAAUAUUCUACUUGAUGAAGAAAUGGUUGGUCAUAUAAGUGACUUCGGCUUAGCAAAAAUCCUUUCUACGGACAGACUUAACUAUCCUGCCAAUAAAUCAAGCUCCCUUGGACUAAGAGGAACUAUUGGUUAUACUCCACCAGAAUAUGGUAUGGGAAGUGAGUUGUCAAUAAAAGGUGAUGUGUAUAGCUAUGGCAUCCUCUUGCUAGAGAUGUUUACAGGGAAAAGGCCAACUGAUGAAAGGUUCAAGGAGGGUUUAAGUCUUCACAACUUUGUUAAGGUAGCAUUUCCUGAACGAGUUAUUGAGAUUUUAGAUCGUAUUCUUGUUCAAGAAAAAGUCAAGCAAGGAACUCUCAAUGGAAAAUUCCUAGGAGAUGACAGACAUUUUCAGUGCUUGAUUUCGAUAGUUGAAAUAGGACUCACUUGCUCUGCUGAAUUGCCGAGUGAGAGGAUGCACAUGAGUGAUGUUGUUACCAAGCUUUCUUUUGUUAGAGACAAGCUUUGCCCAACUCGAUUGCGUCGUGAAGUGCUACUCAAUCAACAGUUGCAGGUAUCUGAGGUGCCAUAAGGAUGGCCCUGAGUGGCAUAGGUCAAGCAAAGUGCUUUAUUAUUGCUGCUUUGUUUAGACAAAUAAACUAUAGAAAAGGCAAGUAAUGAAACUACUGUUUUUCUUUUCAAGUGAUAGUUGGAGAAAAGAGACUUGUUUUCUAUAUUAAUGAAAAUGUUUGGAUUUUGAGCCU